AUGGCUCCCAGGACAGGUGCCGAGGCCCCCCUUGGAUCUGGGCCCUGUUUGGGGGUUGAAUGCCAAGCUGGCCACCCAACCUUAGUUCUGAUGCUCUUUGUCAGUGUCCUGGUGACGUGGCUUGAGGCUGCUAAACUCACCGGGGGGUUCCAGGCCCCCUGGAACAUCUCCCAUCCAUUCAGUGUGCAAAGGCUGGGUGCCGGACUCCAGAUUGCCAUGGACAAGGUAAACUCUGAGCUGGCGACUGGAAAUUUCAGCUGGGAGUUUACUUACACCAACUCAACCUGCAGCGCCAAGGAGUCUCUUGCUCUUUUCAUCAACCAGGUCCAGAAAGAAGAAAUUUCUGCCCUGUUUGGACCAACGUGCCCAGAAGCAGCAGAGGUAGAACAUCCCUUUGGUUACUUUCAAGGUUAUUGGUUUGCUGGCUUCCCCAUGUUUGACUUUGUUGGACAAACAGCAAAACUGGAGAACAACUUCUUGUAUGACACCUAUGUGAAACUUGUGCCACACAUGCACAGAGUCGGUGAUGUGCUCCAGAAAAGCCUCCAGUACCUGGGCUGGAAACGCAUUGGGAUGUUUGGAGGUCACUCUGGGACUUCCUCCUGGGAUGGAGUGGAUGAGUUGUGGAGGGUUGUAGGGAAUGAACUCAAAUCCCAUUUCACCAUCACCGCCAGCAUGAAAUACACCAACAACAAUCCAGCCUUCCUUCAAGAGAAUCUUAGGAGCCUGUCAUUGAUUUCCAGAGUUCUUAUCUUAAUCUGCAGCUCAGAAGAUGCAAAACUUAUCCUGCUGGCUGCAGAGAACCUGGGACUCCACACAGGAGAAUUCGUCUUUAUCAUUUUGCAGCAGCUGGAGGACAGUUUUUGGAAGGAGGUAUUGACAAAUCAGAAGCUGAUGCACUUUCCCUCAGUCUACAAGUCAGUGAUUCUCAUAGCCCUCAGCUCCUCCCGAGAAGGCCCUGGAGAUGAUGAAGGCUUCCGAGAGCUGGUCCAACGAAGGCUGCGGGGGCCGCCCUUCCACGGCCCCCUCCAUGUGCUGGAGCAGGUGAGCCCUUACUCUGCUUACUUUCACGAUGCAGUCCUGCUGUAUGCUGAGACCGUGAAGGAGGUGAUAACAGCCAGAAGGGAUUUCUGGGAUGGGCGGCAGCUCGUCAUCACUCUGAAAGGCUCCAAUCAGACUGCUUUGCAGGGAAUCACUGGCCCCGUGUUUGUGGACUCCCAGGGAGAAAGACGCAUGGAUUACUGGGUCUAUGCCCUACAGAAAUCCCCAAACGGGUCCCUCUUUCUUCCUUUUCUUCAUUAUGACAGCUAUCAGGAAGUCAUCAGGCACUCUCCAGGCAGGGAUGAUACCCAUGGGGAAUUUCUCCACGGUUCCCUUCCUGAAGACAGACGUGGCUGUGGAUUUUCCAAUGAGCUCUGUGAACCUGAGCCUGCUUUUGCAGAUCAGUUAACGAUAUGCCCUCCAGGUGUGACUGCUGUGAUUUUCACCGUAACCCUCCUGAUUACCAACCUGGGAGCCGUCAUCAUAGGUCUGAUUUUAAGGAUACAGAGGGGAAAACUGCAGAGGCAAAAUAAAGGUCUUUGGUGGCAAAUCAAUUAUGAUGACAUCACCAUUCUGUCCCAGAACAAGCCAUCCCAGAGAGGCACACCUGUGUCGAGAGGCAACAACAGUAACUCAUCUAGUGUGAUGAUUUCUGGGGGCUUCAGCUCCUUGGCUGAGAAUCAGCAGGGCGAAGAGCUCUUUUAUGCCCCAGCAGGGCUUUACCGGGGAAGCCAUGUGGCCAUCUGUGAUGUUGGUGACCAGGCGCAAGUCUGGGUCAGGAAGCCGUCUGUGCUGCAGGAAAUCCGGCUGAUGUAUUAAUUAAGGCAUGAAAACAUUGUUCCCGUCUUUGGUAUUUGCACAGAAUCACCCAGCAUCUGCAUUGUCACCCAAUGUUGCAAAAGAGGAAGCCUUAAGGAUGUUUUGAGAAACUCAGGCAAUGAAAUUGAUUGGAUAUUCAAGCUCUCAUUUGCAUAUGACAGAGUCAACGGCUUGCUGUUCCUCCACAGGAGCCCACUGGGAUCCGUUGGCAACCUGAAGCCUUCCAACUGCCUGGUGGGCAGACGGAUGCAGGUGAAGUCAGGAUUUGGGCUGUGGGAACUCAAAUAUGGCCGGACGUACAGAACAUAUAACGAGAGAACGACGGACCGCUCGGACUCUGACUCUUCCUACUUGUCCAAGUUACUGAACACUCCUGAGUCUCACCUGGCACUGUCCUGGGCCCUGAGCUCUGCUGGACGGCUCCCAGAGGUGCCCCUGUCGGGCACCCUGAAGGGAGACAUUUACAGCUUUGCCAUCCUGAUGAGGGAGCUGAUCCACCACCAGGACCACGAACAUUUUGAUUAUCGAAACCUGGCACCAGAGGAAAUCAUCAGCCAAAUCAAGGACCCCAGGGCAUCAGUGCCACUUCGACCUUCCCUGUCAGAAGAGAAGGGAAAUGAAAAGAUGGUGGUCAUAGUGAAGGCAUGUUGGAAUGAACCUCCAGAGAAAAGGCCCACUUUCCCUUCCAUCAAGAAAAUGUUAUGGGAAGCCAGUCCCAGAGGCCACGUGAAUGUACUAGACAGUAUGGUGAGCAAGCUGAAAGUGUACCUCAGUCACCUGGAAGAGGUGGUGGAAGAGAGGACCAGCUAGCUGAUGGCCGAGAAGAGGAAUGUGGAUCAGCUUCUGUCCACAAUGCUGCCCAGCUUCAUUGGAGAACAGUUCAUAGCUGGAAGAGUCGUGGAACCAGAGCAUUUUCAGUCCAUGACAAUCUUUUUCUCUGACAUUGUUGGAUUCACAAAACUCUGUUCUCUCAGCUCCCCGCUGCAACUUGUGCAGCUCCUUAAGGACCUGUACAGUUUAUUUGAUCACAUCAUUAAAACUUAUGAUGUGUAUAAGGUUGAAACCAUUGGAGAUGCAUACAUGGUGGCUAGCGGACUUCCCAUCCGAAAUGGUACCCAACGCGUGGACCAGAUUGCCACGACGUCCUUGCACUUCCUUAGUGCCACCAUCCAUUUCCAGAUGGGGCACGUGCCUGAGGACAAGCUUAAGCUCUGGAUUGGCCUCCACACAGGUCCCAUGGUGGCUGGCGUGGUAGGAAUCACCAUGCCCAGAUACUGUCUGUUUGGAGACUCUGUGAACAUGGCAUCCAGAAUGGAAAGUAGCAGUUUGCAUGGGUAUCCUCUCCAGAGUCAGGUCUCUCAGAGCACUGCAGGCGCCCUGCUGGCGUUGGGAGGGUGUGAUUUGCAAAAGAGAGGCACCAUUCCAGUCAAGGGCAAAGGAGAGCCGACAAGCUUCUGGUUGAAGGGCAAAGAAGGCUUCACUAUCCCACUCCCCGAAUUUACUGAGGAUGAAGCUAAAGUCCCAGAGAUCUUCUGA
This is a messenger RNA of Physeter macrocephalus (sperm whale), 3396 nucleotides long. Its product is annotated as guanylate cyclase 2G-like. Gene Ontology annotation, biological process: protein phosphorylation; cGMP biosynthetic process; intracellular signal transduction. NCBI's taxonomy places the organism in Eukaryota, Metazoa, Chordata, Mammalia, Artiodactyla, Physeteridae. Gene Ontology annotation, molecular function: peptide receptor activity; adenylate cyclase activity; ATP binding. Gene Ontology annotation, cellular component: plasma membrane. The record is from RefSeq and is a predicted model, not a curated record.